UUGUAACAAAAUUGAAACUAACCAACAAAACAAAACAAAAAGCUAGAUGUUACUUGUUAGAUUAGAUGUGAUGAUUUCUAAUACCGGGUCAUGGAUUUUGCAAGUAUCAAGUCACAGGGACAAGUUAUUGAUGUUUUUGAAGAUCUGUUUCAUCAGUAUAGUAAUUUGACAGAGCUGCCCAAGUUCAAAAAGAGGAAGCUGACGCAAGUAGGAAACUUCAAGGUCUGCAAAAAUAUCCCAAAUUUGUCCAAUCCACCCCUUUUGCAUCAGAGUAGCAUCCAAGCUUCAAGAUUAGCAGAGGAUCAUGGGCAACAGACUGGAAAUGUGUCAUUACACCCUCAUGCUAAAGAUCAGGGGAGUUUCUCGAGUGGUGUUUUCAGCAUUGAUUCUGACAUUGAUAACCUGAAUGAUGAUGGAGAAUGUGGUGAUGAAUGUCACAUGGAAAGCAGGCGUCACCCUCUUGAUCAAGUUGAAGAGAACUUCUUGUCAUCUGAAGCACCAUCAGAAGCUGGUUCUGGUGUUGUAGAACGUCCUCUGCAGGAAGAGGGUAGGCAAGAUCAUGUGAGCUUGAACCAAGAUGGUAAUGACAUCCCUCAAGAAGGCACUGGAAAACUCACAGAUGAGGACAUUCUCUUCAUGAUGCACAAGCCAAGAUUAAAGAAGAGAAGGAAAAAACCACCAUGGCAAAAACGCAAGCUUGACCUAGAUGACCUGUGGGUCAAGGGUCAACAUCUCCAGUGUCACCAUAGUAGUGAUCAAGAGGAAGAGGUUACUACUAAGCUCUUUUUGGAUCGGAAUCUGAGAUGGGGCAAGAUCAGCCUUCAGAAAUACAUCUGUGCAAUGAGGAAAUCAAGGAAAGGCAGAAAAUGGCUGAACAACGGCAGCAGAGGCAACUUAGACAGCAAGAAAAAAUCCCUGAAAGACACUUCUCAUGAAGACAAGUCCUUUGAAAAGGUGACAUCCAAUGCUAGACUUGCAACCAAAUCACCAAGGAAUGAACUUCCAGCAAGUAUUCCGCAGAAAAGAACCUUGAUUGCAAGUUCAGGAAAGAAAGGUAUAGUGAAUAGAGAAAAGAAGACGGGAAAGAGAGCUAAAAAAUCUACAAGAUGGUUUGAAGAUGCGCCAGACAAUACUUCGGAUACAUCGGAACAGGAUUUCCGUCAAAGAUCGGAAUUAGAAAUAUCCAGUUGUGCAUUUCCAAAAGUAAACCGUGGUAAUGAUGUGGCCAGUAGGGCAAAGGAGGAAAAGGGGAAAAGAAAGAGAAAGUCACAGAAAGCGAGUAGAAAGGUCAAGGAAUCUAAAGCAGACACAGUUGACUCUAAAGUAAAAGGUAGACUGCAGAAGACCGAAGGCUCAAAGAAAUGCAGAGUUUCUGGAGGCAGAAGAGGCAGUUCAACCAGCAAAGGCAACAGUUCCUGGAUUGACAUUGAUAGUGCCAGUGAGCCUAGUGGGGUCACCAGGACACAGAGUGGCAGCGAAUGGCUUCCCUCCGACACCACAGGACAGGAGAGCAGUCAAAGCCAGGAGUCUGUCGUCAACUUCAUCUGCCUCACGCCGAGGAAAUCAUGCAAGCUGUCCAGGAGACAACGGCGUGCCGAGGAGAAGAGGAAGACGAAUCCUCUGUCCACCUCCGACAGUUCAAACUUUGGUGGCCCUAUUAGGGGUGUAUCUUUGCACCCUAGGGGUUCCCUACUCCCUGUGACAGACUUUCCUGGAUGGGACGAUGAGGAAGAGGUUGAGUGCAGACCGUUGUUCAGUCAGGGUAGGCAUUGUGGUGGUGUUUGGAACACUAUCAUUGAGGAAUCAUCAUAAAGAAGAGAGCAAGGGGCAGAAGAAGUCAUUCAGAAAAUUAUUCAUUAGACAGCCUUGGGCAGUUCUAUACAUAUUUUUAUAUUUCUAUUCAUGUCAUUUUCAUUUCAUGUUUAAAGCUAUGAUUCAGCAACCCGGAUGCUCAUUGGAAACAUCUUUUUCCUUUCUUUUUUUAAAUAAUUGAAAUUGAUUGCACAUUUUGAUGUAAUUAAUUUAAUACCUGAUUUAUCUCUUUGUGUAUUUCUUGGUUAAAUCAUUUCAAUGUUCUUCAUGUUAAAAGCUUGUUUUAUUUCACCCAAAAACAAAGAAGCAUGUUCUGUUUAAAGUACUGGUAGACAUGCAUUGAGAAUUACAAGUUUGGCUAAUAAUUUGUCAAUAUAAACCAGAAAGCUUGCAGAUGACAAAUGCAUAAGUCUUAGGUCAACUGCACAUCGGACAAUAACAAAUUAAACCAAAUAAAAGUACCUCUCAGGAUCUGGGGUAUACGAGUGCUUUGCCAGAAAAUGUAGCUAUGUUUAGAUGAUGUCACAUGAUGGACCAAUCCUUUGUAAGCAGACAACAUCCUAUAACUAAUUUUCAGUGUAUUUAUUUCUCAACUAUAAGAGUUUGAUUGAUUUUAAUCAUGAACGUACUUCACACCUUUAUAAAAGAUAAAUUUUGCUGAUGCUGAUAAUUAUAAUUCUUUGUUUAGAAAAAUUCAGGACAGGGGUAAAUUAUCGAUGAAAAAAUCCCACUGAAAUAUCAGCCCACUUUCAAAAUGAAAAGCCUGUCAAACUACAGAAUGGACAUUCUUUGUUCCUGAUUGAAACACUGCACAUGCCAUGCAUGCAUUGGUGCAUGUAGCUGAAUGUACAAUGGCAUCUACAAGCCACAGUGAAGCUAUAACUGAUUUCUUUAUUUUUAAUUUCAACAAAUAAAAUCAUGUCUGAUAUUUAGAGUGAGGCAACAGAUUAAACAGUUACAAUGAUGCUGGUGAAGUAAAAGAAAUAAGUGAAGAGAAGAUGACGAAGAAAGGCACUUGAAAUAUGUGCAUUGUUUGUUAAUAUGGGAUAUUGUCUGCUUAUAUGCUAAUUUGGUCCCUUGAGUGACGUCACAAAUCUUGGCAGCGUUCAGAUAGCUCUUCAAGUGCUGCGGUAUUUUACCGUUUCAAAAUUGAUAUUAAUUGUUACUUUGAAUGUUUCCAAGCUGGGAAAUUUGAUAAAUUUGUUCGAUCUAACCUUCCCUAAUGCAUGAUACAAAUUACAUCAUUAUUUAAAAUUAAUGAACCUCUAAUUUUAAAAAAAGACUAGAGUUUUGAAAUGUUGACUCAGAGGCUUUUUGAUUCGUCUGAAUUUUUCCAAAGUGAAAACCGAUUAUUGAAGGUGAUAAUGCAGUUCAUGAACUUUAUUAUUCAAAUGCCUUAUGGUUUUUUUUAAUAAUGAGAUGUCUUUACAUAGUAUGCAUAAACAUUAGGAUGUGUAAUACAUUUCCCAGUACAGGGAAACCAAUCAUGUGCAAGUUAUCAUUUUGAAUUAAAAUUUCAAAGUGAAUUAA
This is a messenger RNA of Strongylocentrotus purpuratus (purple sea urchin), 3342 nucleotides long. RefSeq lists its product as uncharacterized. Lineage: Eukaryota; Metazoa; Echinodermata; Echinoidea; Camarodonta; Strongylocentrotidae. Bases 91 to 1812 code for a protein of 573 amino acids. The record is from RefSeq and is a predicted model, not a curated record. The transcript is spliced from 5 exons.